Oikopleura dioica is the source of this 555-nucleotide messenger RNA. The record is from the annotation of a GenBank genome assembly. NCBI's taxonomy places the organism in Eukaryota, Metazoa, Chordata, Appendicularia, Copelata, Oikopleuridae.
AUGAAAGUGCCGACAGUCGGUACGAGCGAUGAACUGACUCAAGAGCAAGAAGAUGAAUUGGCGAGAAUGGAUGACGAAUUGAGGGAGCGAAAUUACGAACUCGCCAAGCUCCGAUAUAAAGUUUCAAGCGAGCACCCGAAAAAGUGGGAAAAGCAGCAGCUCGAGCUCAUUCGGGGCUUCGAGGUUCCACAAACUGAGCCUAUCAGAUGGGAUGGUAGAAUUGACGCUUCGACGGACACUCACGAUCCCUUCGCAGCUGAAGAUUCUAGUGUAAAUGAGCCGCCAAGGAUUGUUCAACCAGUACCGCUGCAUCCGCAAAGUUCUGAAGAAGACAUGGAAUAUUUCAAAAGAAGGGAGCACUUUCCAUUCGACGAAUCAAAAGCGCCAACCUUUGUGCGAGAAACCUUAUCAAAGCUGGACAAGUACAACAAAACCAUGCGAUACACACACGCUUAUCAGCACAACGAGUUCGAAGAAGUCCCAAGCUCGGCGUCCAGUAGCAUUAGCACUCUGCACUCAAUGGUUCAAACAAAUACUGACUCAAGAAUGAAAUGA